CCUCAGAUCUGCCACCAGUACUUGAGCCUGGAGAACUCGCAGAGGAGGUUGUAAUCUGAGUCGCAUCCCCAGGCAUCAUGACAACACUAAGGAACUUUCAAAACGAAAUAGACGCCAUACACACCCGAGAGCUGGCUAAGCAGCGUGGCCAAGUAGCAUCAGCUCCAGCUACCAAAGAGCAACCUGCUACUAGCAAGGGCCAGGAGGUACUCAAGGGUCAGGAAGUACACAAUGAUGAAUCCAAGCCUCAGCCAAACACGGAUCAAUCAGAACUCUCCGAAGAGGAGGAAGCAGCACAAAUCUUGGAGCUCCUCUCCGCCGGAAACCACGAUGAUGCUCGCGAUGCCGUUGCAGCAUUGUUGACUCGACACCAAGGCGAACUCAUCUUCCACAUUGGAUCUCGACCAAAUCAUGCCAAGUUGUACGCUAGCGAGACACUAUCCAACGAUGACUGGACAGGGGCUACACGGACCGAGGAGCAGGUCAGGUCACUAGAGGAUGGACUCAGACGUAUAUUGGAAGAGAUCGGAGGGAAGACCUGUGUUCUGUUCAAAGGCGGUGCGGACCACCCACGGUCAACUAUAUUAUUGCGCAUUCCUCCUCUCGAUGUGGCACACACUCCCGAGGUGCGCUGCGCCGUGGUUGGCAACGUCGACAGCGGAAAGUCGACUACUCUCGGAGUGCUUACACGAGGCGCCCUGGAUGAUGGAAGAGGACGAGCGCGAGUGGGCCUCUUCCGACAUAAGCACGAAGCUGAGACAGGUCGGACGUCUAGCGUUGGCAUGGAGAUAUUAGGGUUUACGACUUCUGGAGUCCCAAUAUUACCCAAUGCCUCCAACACCAGCGACGUUGAUGCAAUACGUCGCGAGAAGCUCAGCUGGGAUGAAAUAUCCAAGCAGGCGGCGAAGAUUGUGUCGUUCAUCGAUCUUGCCGGACACGAGCGAUAUCUAAAGACCACAUUAUACGGCUUGACGUCAGGCGCGCCUUCUUGCGUCGUGUUGAUGGUCGGAGCAAAUGCUGGACUUAUCGGCAUGUCCAAGGAACACCUGGCUAUUGCACUUGCCUUGAAUGUGCCCGUCGUGGUUUGUGUCACAAAGAUUGAUAUGACUCCAGCAAACGUCUUGACCGAGACUGUUGGACAGGUGACGAAAAUAUUAAAGAGCCCCGGGUGCAGGAAAGCUCCCGUAUUCGUCAAGUCUAUGGAGACAGCGAUAGAAAUAUCGCAGACCUUCGCUGCACAACGGCAGUGCCCCAUAUUCUCGAUAUCAAACGUUACUGGCGAAGGCUUGGACUUUGUUCGGACAUUCUUGAACCUUCUGCCUCCAUCCGAAGCAGAAUAUCAGAAGUCAGCCAUCGAUCAACCACUAGAGUACUCGAUAACGGAGGUGUGGUCUGUACCAUACGUUGGAACCGUAGUGAACGGUAUCCUGAAUAGUGGGCGGGUCAAGACCGGGGACACGAUCAUGUUCGGGCCGGACGCAAACGGGCACUAUCAAACUUCUGUCAUCCGUAGCAUGCAGCGUAAAAGGGCGGACGUGAUGACCGCUCAGGCGGGACAGUGCGUCGCAUUAGCAUUGAAGCGGGUGAAAAGGCAAGCAGUUCGAAAGGGAAUGAUCAUAGUACACAAGUCCGAGACCCCUCCCAAGGUGGUUCGCCAAUUUGAAGGACAGGUUCUUAUAUUAUAUCAUAAUACUACCUUGCAACGGAACUAUCAGGCCAUGCUUCACUGCGGGGCUGUCCGGCAAACCGUUCGGAUAAUAUCCAUGGAUCACCCUCACGGCAUACUACGAACAGGUGAUCGAGCAACAGUGCAAUUCGAAUUCAUCUCGCACCCAGAGUUCGUCAAAGUUGGGAUGAAACUAUUAUUCCGAGAAGGCAAGACAAAGGGCCUUGGAGUUAUAACACGAUUAUUAUAGAGAGCUAGGGAAGUAGAAGUGAUCUUGAUUGAUUUGUUAAUGUCUUGCGUAUGUACGAAGUGUACGAUUACUUCGUUGCAUUUGAUCAUGAGGUGUGCAACAUGCAUACGUUAUUGGCAUGCUUUUUGCCAUGUUUGUGUACAUGCCUUCCGGGCUGAUCAUACGAAGGCCAGAACCUUUUCUGCCGAGAUUCUC
Coniophora puteana RWD-64-598 SS2 is the source of this 2111-nucleotide messenger RNA. RefSeq names its product GTP-binding protein 1. Gene Ontology annotation, biological process: translational elongation. Bases 78 to 1916 code for a protein of 612 amino acids. Lineage: Eukaryota; Fungi; Basidiomycota; Agaricomycetes; Boletales; Coniophoraceae. The transcript is spliced from 16 exons. The record is from RefSeq and is a predicted model, not a curated record. Gene Ontology annotation, molecular function: GTP binding; GTPase activity; translation elongation factor activity.